Molecule: messenger RNA, 1722 nt
Organism: Gracilinanus agilis (Agile Gracile Mouse Opossum)
Lineage: Eukaryota; Metazoa; Chordata; Mammalia; Didelphimorphia; Didelphidae
Gene: SLC25A17
Product: solute carrier family 25 member 17
Exons: 9
Coding region: 13-936 (307 amino acids)
Biological process (GO): transmembrane transport
Cellular component (GO): peroxisomal membrane
Molecular function (GO): ATP transmembrane transporter activity; AMP transmembrane transporter activity; FMN transmembrane transporter activity
Source: RefSeq, a predicted model, not a curated record
GCAGCUGAGUCCAUGGCCGCCGUGCUGUCCUACGAGAGCCUGGUCCACGCCGUGGCAGGCGCUGUGGGAAGCGUGACCGCCAUGACGGUGUUUUUUCCUUUGGACACCGCUAGGCUUCGACUUCAGGUUGACGAGAAGCGGAAAUCCAAGACGACACACAUGGUGCUGAUGGAGAUCAUUAAAGAGGAAGGCCUCCUGGCACCGUAUCGAGGGUGGUUUCCUGUUAUCUCCAGCCUUUGCUGCUCCAAUUUUGUCUAUUUCUACACUUUUAAUAGCCUCAAAGCUGUCUGGGUCAAAGGUCAACAUUCUACCACUGGAAAGGAUCUGGUCGUUGGAUUUGUGGCAGGUGUGGUGAAUGUGCUCCUGACCACUCCGCUGUGGGUGGUGAACACCCGCCUGAAGCUCCAGGGGGCCAAGUUCCGAAAUGAAGACAUUGUGCCCACCAAUUAUAAGGGCAUCCUGGACGCCUUCCAUCAAAUCAUGCGAGAUGAAGGGGUCCUGGCUCUGUGGAAUGGCACUCUUCCCUCACUACUGCUGGUCUUCAACCCGGCCAUUCAAUUCAUGUUCUAUGAAGGGCUCAAGAGACAACUCUUGAAGAAGCGGGCACAGCUUUCUUCUUUGGACGUGUUUAUCAUUGGGGCCAUCGCCAAGGCCAUUGCCACCACAGUGACCUACCCGAUGCAGACAGUGCAGUCCAUUCUGAGGUUUGGACGCCAUAGGCUGAACCCUGAAAACAGAACAUUAGGAAGUCUUCGCAAUGUCCUUUACCUCCUUCACCAGCGAGUAAGGCGCUUUGGAGUGAUGGGACUUUACAAAGGCCUGGAGGCCAAGCUGCUGCAGACCGUGCUUACGGCUGCCCUCAUGUUCCUAGUCUAUGAGAAGCUGACAGCUGCCACCUUCACGGUCAUGAGGCUGAAGAACGGGCAUAGGCGCUGAGAGGGAGGCUGGCACUGGAAGGGGCCAGAAGGAGGAGUGAGGCCAGGGACCUGAGAGAAAGCCCUGACCCUGCUGCCCUCAUCACUGGCCCUGCAAGCAGCCCGGGGGCAUGUGGCCUGCAGGCCAGCCAGACUGCUGCCAGCUUGGUUAUCAUGAUGGACAAAUAGUCUUUGAGAAAUCGAAGGUUUAUUAAAAUCUGCAAAUGAAAACAUUUCUAUUUUACAAGAGUUAGAUUGGUUUUCUUGAGAAGGUGGCAGUGGUGUCUGUCCUCUUGGCCUUUAUCCUUCAGAUUUUCCUCCUUCAAGUUACUGGUGGGGCUCAUUCUGUGGUCUUGUCACAGGACCAUGGCCACGUAGCCCUGCCAUUCCUUUGUCCUGUGCUCUUGAGGGGACAGGCCUUUACUGGGCUCUGGUCUGUGUUCUGCUCUCUGGGGUCUUAACCACAGGCAUUCCCAUGAUGCUCCCUGCCCCACUCCCAAAUGAGGAAACUCCUCCCAGUGUGGCUAGGGCCUCGCUGCCACUUCUUGUCUUGGGGGCUGCCUAGGGCGAGGAGAUGUUAAGUAAGUCGCCCAGGCUGCCAGGUGGGGUCCAAGGCCAGCUCUGUCCACUAGACCUUAUAAUGGAGAAGCAUUUCAGCGAAUUCCACAGCAACUCUGUGUAUCGAGGCCUCAGUGAGUCAGAUCCAGUGUACUUUCUGGGAGAAAAGAAGGCCUGAGGACUAGCUGGGAUAAAUGUGGGGCAUAUUGAUAGAGCACUUUAUGAUCAUCCAAUAAAGUCUUACCAAACA